Molecule: messenger RNA, 1442 nt
Organism: Dipodomys ordii (Ord's kangaroo rat)
Lineage: Eukaryota; Metazoa; Chordata; Mammalia; Rodentia; Heteromyidae
Gene: Smug1
Product: single-strand-selective monofunctional uracil-DNA glycosylase 1
Exons: 4
Coding region: 268-1086 (272 amino acids)
Biological process (GO): base-excision repair
Molecular function (GO): single-strand selective uracil DNA N-glycosylase activity; oxidized pyrimidine nucleobase lesion DNA N-glycosylase activity
Source: RefSeq, a predicted model, not a curated record
GAUAAAAUUUUUAAAAAAGCUUGGGCCACAAUUUGAAAUUCAUCAGGAGAGUGCCACAGAUCAGAGAAUAGGUUGAUGGAUCAAGCUGUUGUGUCAGUAUUUACACAGCAGUCUCAGCUGGAGGAAGAGGCUACUUUUGACCUGAACUGGAGAUUGAGAAGGAGAAAGAACAAUGGUCCUUGUCCUGUGGAAGGUCCAGCUGUGAUAGAAACACAUCCAGAGCCCGACAAACCCUAGAAAACAAACGGAUCACUAGGUGAUAGCAGCAUGGAUGUGUCCCAGACCUUUCCACCAGGGCCCCAUCAUGAGCCUGCAGGUGCCCCGUUGGAUACCCCCCCCUGCCCUGUAAGCCUGGCUGAGAGCUUCCUGCAGGAGGAGCUUCGGCUCAAUGCUCAGCUGAAGCAGCUGCAGUUUUCCGAGCCUGUGAGCAUUAUCUACAAUCCAGUGGAUUAUGCGUGGGAACCCCAUCGAAACUACGUGACUCGCUACUGCCAGAACCCCAAAGAAGUACUCUUCCUGGGCAUGAACCCGGGGCCUUUUGGCAUGGCUCAGACUGGGGUACCCUUUGGGGAAGUGAAUGUGGUCCGGGACUGGUUGGGCAUUGGGGGGGCUGUGCUGACCCCUGCUCAAGAGCAUCCUAAGCGACCAGUGCUAGGACUGGAAUGUCCCCAGUCAGAGGUGAGCGGCGCCCGAUUCUGGGGCUUUUUCCGGAACCUCUGUGUACAGCCUGACAUCUUCUUCCAUCACUGCUUCGUCCACAAUCUGUGUCCACUGCUCUUCCUGGCUCCCAGCGGCCGGAACCUCACUCCAGCUGAGCUGCCUGCCAAGCAGCGGGAACAGCUCCUGGGCCUCUGUGACACAGCCCUCUGCCGGCAGGUGCAGCUGCUGAGGGUGCGGCUGGUGGUGGGAGUGGGGCGGCUGGCAGAGCAGCGGGCACGGCGGGCUCUGGCAGGCCUGAUGCCAGAGGUCCGGGUGGAGGGGCUCCUGCAUCCCUCUCCCAGAAGUCCACAGGCCAACAAGGGCUGGGAGGUGGCAGCCAAGGAAAGACUUGGUGAACUGGGGCUGCUGCCUCUGCUAACGAAGUGAAUGCUCCUGAGGUGAACCGUGGUCCACGUUCAAGACCCCUCAGUCAGUUUUGCACACGCAAACGAGCACACACCUAGACUCUGUAGCCAGGAGACUUGUUCUUUGGUCUGUCUCACUGUCCUCUGACAUGCCAAGGCAAUGUCUAAUGGCUUGGUGGGUAGUGGGCAGUUACUCCUGCUGGCCUGGCUCUGAGCAUUGCCUUUCAUCUUCCAGUGGCUAAUCCACAGUGUAUCAGCAGACAUGGUCUGUGUGCGUACUGCCCAACUUCCUUGCUCCCUUCAAAGCCUCUACAAAACCGAGAGAGUCCUUGAUAGGGACUUCCAAGGCCAAAUUUUCUGUUUCAGAGAAAAAAACCU